CAUCCAAUGAUAUCGGACCAGAAAUGAUGCUGCUCGCACUUUCGGUAAAGAUAGAAAGAAGGAAAGAUCGUGCACGCACUGAAAAGCUAGGUCAAGGUUUUGAGAAAGAGCAUACGCUUUAAAUAGACCCACAGAACCCACGGGACGCCUCGCAAAUGCACGGAUCAGCAUACCUGUACAGUUUUUCUGCACGCUGUUUUUUAAGGGAUUAACUUUAUGAGCUGCAGCGGAUAUAAUGAUGCAGGAAGCCCCACUGCCGCUGCUGUUCACGCUGAAAACAAUGCAAAGGCAGUGACAGUCAAGCUCGAGCUCUGCUGUGUUUUAACCAGUCCUGUCACUUCCUCUUUGACGUGUGUGCAUGUUGUGGACUGUCAGCCGUACGCGCUUUUUUAAAAGCACAGGACUUUAUUUUUUGACUGCAUGGAGGACACUGUCGGCCUGCUUUGCUGUUUUAUUUAGUCGGCUCAACCUGGAGCCAGCGGCUCGCUUACAGACAGCGCGGGGAAAUAGCGUUGCAGCGACCGGCAGACACCUCGACCUGCGGCGGGGAUGUGUGUGAGCUAAAGCCGCCGGAUAUCGAUGGCCGCGUCGCUCUGAUAAGAGCCGCUUUGAGCUAAAGGUCUGAGAAAUGAGCUUGGCUCCUUCUCUCUGAUGCACUCGAGCUAAGGGCCGUCCUGGAGGAUUUGCCCCUGACCCAGCGGAGCGUUUCCAGCCCCAGCCCCGCUCCAAGGCCAACAUGCUGAUCAAAGAGUACCGCAUCCCCAUGCCCAUGAGUGUGGAGGAGUACCGCAUCGCUCAACUCUACAUGAUUCAGAAAAAGAGUCGUGAAGAGAGUGAAGGCGAGGGCAGUGGGGUGGAGAUCCUGGAGAACCGACCCUACAGGGAUGGCCCAGGCGGCUCUGGUCAAUACACCCAUAAGGUUUACCACAUCGGCCAACACAUCCCUAGCUGGUUCCGCUCCAUCUUGCCAAAAGCUGCUCUUCGUGUGGAAGAGGAAUCCUGGAACGCCUACCCAUACACCCGCACACGCUACACGUGUCCUUUCGUCGAAAAGUUUUCCAUCGAUAUCGAGACGUACUACAAGCCGGACACGGGUUGCCAGAAUGACGUCUUCAACAUGUCCUCGGCCGAAAAGAGGCAACGGGAUAUAGAUCCCAUCGAUAUUGUGAAUGAAUUCAUCGCCCCUCAUGAGUACCUGGCUGAGGAAGACCCCAAACUCUACAAGUCAUAUAAAACCCAGCGGGGCCCCCUGUCUGACGACUGGAUCGUGGAAAUCAACAACAACCCAGGCAAAAUGCCCGUCAUGUGCGCUUACAAGUUGUGUAAAGUGGAGUUUCGAUACUGGGGCAUGCAGUCCAAGAUUGAGCGCUUCAUUCACGAUGUGGGGCUGAGGAAGGUGAUGGUACGCGCUCAUCGGCAGGCCUGGUGUUGGCAGGACGAGUGGUACGGUCUGACCAUGGAGGAUAUCCGGCAGCUGGAGCUGGAGACACAGCUGGCUCUGGCACAGAAGAUGGCACAGUACAGCUGCAACGAGGAGGGCGGCGAGAACACCGGCGCCGUCACCAGCCCCGAGAAAGAGAACGAAGCCAAGGAGGCCAUCAGCUCCAUCGAAGCCGAGGGCACGACGAGGACCAUGGGGGACACACUGCAGGCACGAGGAGAGCUGACCAAGCAGUGGUCCACCUCUUCCAGGUCCUCGCAUUCCUCGAAGAGAGGGGGAAGUCCUUCACGUCACAGCAUUUCUGAAUGGCGCAUGCAGAGCAUCGCCAGAGAUUCAGAGGACAGCACAGACGACGAGUUCUUUGACGCUCAUGAGGACUUCUCUGACAACGAGGAGAUCUUUGCCAAGGAGAUCACCAAAUGGAGCUCCAACGAUCUGAUGGAUAAAAUCGAGACAGCGGAGGCAGAGGAAGCCCAGGGUGACUAUCAAGAAUCGGGUGGGGAGUUUUCUGGGACCGCCAGCGUGGAUCGGCUCAAUGAGAGACGCAGGGCCAUGCGGCGCUCCAGCGUCUGUAAGCAUCGACGUACAGCACGCAAAUACCCAGCUGACUGUUCCUCACAGCAGUGCUUACAGCCGUCCAAGAUCCACGUCCUCAUCCUGGUCCUGCACGGCGGCAACAUCCUGGAUACGGGCAGCGGAGACCAGAACAGCAAGCAGGGGGACGUCAACACCAUCAGCAGUGCGUUUGAUGCUGUGAUGCGGGUUCAUUACCCCGCUGCAUUGGGCCGCAUCGCCAUCCGCCCAGUUCCGUGUCCGGCCGUGUGUGUGGAGGCCUUCUCUCUGGUGUCAAAUUUGAGUCCCUAUAGCUAUGACGAAGGCUGCCUCUCCAACAGUCAGGAUCACAUCCCUCUGGCUGCCCUGCCCCUAUUGGCCACCUCUGCACCACAGUACCAGGACGCCGUGGCAACGGUCAUAGUGCGAGCCAAUCAGGUCUACGGUGACUUCAUCAAAUCCCUGGAGGGAGCCACUUUCACCGGACAGGUGUGUCUGAUUGGUGACUGUGUGGGAGGCAUUCUGGGAUUUGAUGCUCUCUGCAGCAGCAACGUCACCACUGUGUCAGAUAGUCAAAACAGCAGCCGACGUGGCAGCAUUGUCAGUGUGCAGGACAAUGACCUGCUGUCACCAGGGAUCAUUAUAAACAGCUCUCACUGCUUGGGCUCGGGUUUGACUCUGGAGGGCAGUCGGCACCUCAGCCGCAGUAAUAUAGACAUUCCUCGUUCCAGCGGUCCGGACGACCCCAAAAAACAGAUGCCCCGCAAACGCAGCGACUCCUCCACCUACGAGCUCGACACCAUCAAACAGCACCAGGCCUUCCUGACCAGUCUGCACUCCAGCGUUUUGAGGAACGAUCCGGGUUCGCGCCGGUCCAGCAGCAGUACCAUGCUGGAGGGAGGAGGCGCACUGGGAAAGUUCGACUUCGAAGUGUCUGACUUCUUCCUCUUCGGAUCUCCACUCGGCCUGGUCCUCGCUCUGAGGAAAACCGUCGUCCCUUCUUUGGACGUGGCUCAUCUUCGUCCGGCGUGCCAGCAGGUUUACAACCUGUUCCACCCGGCGGAUCCCUCCGCCUCACGUCUGGAGCCCCUGCUGGAGAAGCGCUUCCACCUGAUGCCACCAUUUAGUGUGCCACGAUACCAGCGCUUCCCGCUGGGUGAUGGCCAGUCAGCACUGCUGGUGGAAACCAUCCAGAGUAACCCUCACCUCCUGUUGGAGAGCGUGAGCUGUGCUGCCCAGCGCUGUCAGGAUGGCAUCAGCGAGACUUCCAUUCCCGUCCCUGUGCUCAACUGGCAAGCCAUGCCGGCCCCCGCCGAGUCGGAUGCGAUGCAGUCUCACAGCAUCAUGUUUGCGGAUCACUCCAAUCCUUCGUCUCCGGCAUCUGUUCCAGCCUUCCGCGGGGCACGCAGGGUCAGCGAGACCAGCAUCGCCAGCCAGGUGUCGGGGUUAGUGGACAGUUACACCGCCUCCAACAUCGCCAACAUAGCGCAAGCAUGCCAACUUAGUCUCUCCAAAAAGCUCAGUCUUUUGUCCCAAUUGGCCCUUCCCUAUAAUAAAAGCAGCUCCCGAAGCCCCUCCCCCAAAUCCAGCAAAGCGCAAAAUAAGCAGCAGGUAGAAAGGCAGGAUUCCAGCUGUUUGGAUGAUUCAGAGCAGAGCGUCUCUCUAGGCUUUGAGCCCUCACCCUCGCUCGCCUCAGAACCGCCAUCUCCAUGUGUCCCGCUGGACAUCGAGCAAGUCGCUGCUCGCUGGUGGGGCACGAAGCGCAUUGAUUUCGCUCUGUAUUGUCCUGAUGCUCUGACUGCGUUCCCCACCGUGGCUCUACCUCACCUGUUUCACGCCUCCUACUGGGAAUCAACGGACGCUGUGUCUUUCCUGCUCCGACAGGUAAUGAGGCAUGAGAACUCCAGUAUUUUGGAACUCGAUGGAAAGGAGGUGUCAGAAUUCACUCCGUCCAAACCGCGGGAGAAGUGGAUAAGGAAGAGGACUCACGUGAAGAUCAGGAACGUUACGGCAAACCACCGUGUGAACGAUGCUGUGUUUACGGAGGACGGCAAUCAGGUGGUCACGGGUCGCUUCAUGUACGGGCCGCUGGACAUGGUCACACUGACAGGAGAGAAGGUGGACAUCCACAUCAUGACCCAGCCUCCGUCCGGUGAGUGGGUGUAUUUCAGCACAGAACUGACCAAUAGCAGUGGCCGGGUUUUCUACACCAUUCCCGAGAACAGGCGGCUGAGCAUCGGCGUGUAUCCGGUCAAAAUGGUGGUCAGGGGAGACCACACAUCUGCUGACAGUUACCUGACGGUGCUGCCGCGCGGCACUGAGUUUGUCGUGUUCAGCAUCGACGGCUCGUUUGCCGCCAGCGUGUCCAUCAUGGGCAGCGACCCUAAAGUGCGAGCAGGAGCGGUUGAUGUGGUCAGGCACUGGCAGGAUCUGGGGUACCUGAUAGUGUACGUGACGGGACGUCCAGACAUGCAGAAGCAGCGUGUGGUGGCCUGGCUUUCACAGCACAACUUCCCUCACGGGAUCGUGUCCUUCUGUGACGGGCUCGUACAUGACCCCCUCCGACACAAAGCCAACUUCCUCAAGUCUCUCAUCACAGAGGCACAUAUGAAGAUCUUUGCUGCUUAUGGCUCCACUAAGGACAUCUCUGUGUACACGUCACUGGGUCUGCCGCCAUCACAGAUCUACAUCGUAGGGAGACCAACGAAGAAAAUGCAGCACCAGUGUCAGUUCAUCGCCGAUGGCUACGCGUCUCACCUGUCCCAGCUAGAAUACAAUCAGAGAUCGAGGCCAGCCAAGACCGGCAGCACUCGCAUGGUCCUGCGGAAAGGCAGUUUCGGGCUUGGCGGCAGUGGGGAUUUCCUGCGGAAGCGCAAUCACCUGUUGCGCACCAUUUCCUCGCAACCCACGUCCUCCACGCCGCCCGUGCAGAUAGGACGUCCUGAACGUGCACAGAGCCAAUCAGAAUGCGACCGCGAGCGGGCAGAACGUGCCCAGAGGAGCAUGAGCAUCGCCGCCGGCUGCUGGGGCCGAACCAGCAGACUCGAGGGCGGAGCCUUGAGCCCAAAAUAGGCUCCACCCACCAGGUCCAAAUUCUUGAGGCACUUUGUUCUGGAGGCACAUGGGGCUGCAGGAUCGGACACGACGAAGUCUCACAGUAUUACAACAGACUCUGUGAGCGAACCUCACGGCAUUACUAUUGUUGCAUGGGAAUUGUUUUCGUUCAUGUUUCAGUUUUUUUUUUUUUGUCUGGCAGCCAAACAUUUUCCAGAAAUCUAGCGCCUUAAGCAUCGCUCUGGGUCGUGGCCCUCGCCUCUGACUUGACUGAAUGUACUUUUGGGACUGAAAAACGGAUCGUUGGGUGGGUAUGGACUUUUCCCACUUUUCCCAUCAUUCCCCUUCCGAGAUUCCCACACAUGUAAAUACGUGCCUCCUCUUACCUGCUCAGGGCAGCCAUGAACUCGAGGAGCUGAUAAGACCCAGAGGCCAUUUCACAUCCCUCUUCUCAUUGGUUUCCGUUGGGCCAGCCCAUCCCGGCAGCCUCUCCAAGUCGAAUCCCAGCAGCAUUUGGCAAUAAGGAUUGAAUCCCAUCACACCAAACUCCGUCUACAGGUCAUCAGAGGCCUUAACUUCGUAUUCAGAGCACCAACGAACUCUCAAAGGAACAGCUAUCCCUUUAUAAGGCCAUCUGCUUGCAAUACCUCCGGGAUGCCACCUCGACAUGGGCUGCUGGGUCACGUUUCUUUCCUUCUUGCUGUUUUGUUCACUUCUGAGCCACCAAACACGAUCGUAAGCACACGCCACAUCUGCUGAAGUAAAACUUUUCCGCUGCUGCGGUUGCUGUCGUCAUGGAGAGAAUUUCCCAUCGAGGUCGCGCCGUGCAGCUCGCUGUAUUUGCAUGACGGACAAUUUUUCCAAGAUUUCGCUUGAUCAUUUCCUCUCGAAAUCCUUUGCACUCAUUUCCGAGGGAGCGGUUCGACUCGCUCGAUUCCGCCGACGGCCAAAACGAUUCAUUUAGAAAGCUGUAGUUCUGCAACUGCAUAACCUCGUUGUUUUUUUUGCACUAGUGAAAUAGUG
Molecule: messenger RNA, 6070 nt
Organism: Sinocyclocheilus rhinocerous
Lineage: Eukaryota; Metazoa; Chordata; Actinopteri; Cypriniformes; Cyprinidae
Gene: pitpnm2
Product: phosphatidylinositol transfer protein, membrane-associated 2
Exons: 27
Coding region: 737-5065 (1442 amino acids)
Biological process (GO): phospholipid transport
Cellular component (GO): cytoplasm
Molecular function (GO): phosphatidylinositol transfer activity; metal ion binding; phosphatidylcholine binding
Source: RefSeq, a predicted model, not a curated record